Suillus clintonianus is the source of this 873-nucleotide messenger RNA. RefSeq lists its product as uncharacterized. Bases 1 to 873 code for a protein of 290 amino acids. NCBI's taxonomy places the organism in Eukaryota, Fungi, Basidiomycota, Agaricomycetes, Boletales, Suillaceae. The record is from RefSeq and is a predicted model, not a curated record. The transcript has 2 exons.
AUGAGGAGUAUCAAGAAAUUCUUUCAAACGUCCGAGAACGACCAGACGGUGUCACUUAAGCACUCUAAAUCAGUGCCAUACGGACUUUGCUCAGAUGGGAGGACGCGCGAGCCUCGUGCCGAUCCUUCCAAAGCCGUAUACCGCGGCAAGACACCCCUCAAACCGUCCGACAUCAUUUACGUCCAGCAAACUCCAGGGGUGCUGGACAUGUUCGACGCGCAAAUGUCGCAAGACGUCUCGUUCCAUCCGCCCGCUCGCGCCCACUUUGGCACUCGUGCGGACUUACAGGUCAAGUUUCCCGACUUCCCUCAGCCACCUGUGCCCAUUCGUAGCGCUUCAAGGACCACUUCAAUGAAUUCAAAGAUUCGGCCUCAACUUCCUAUCCAGGAUGGCCAUACUCCUGUAUUGGGAAGUAGCCGACAGGCGGAACGUGUUCGCGCCAAGUCGAGCAUUGCUCGCUCAUACACUCCUACUCCCGCCCCCCCUGUUCCUACCACCCACUCCCCGCGCCCAAUCAUCUUGCGCUCUACGCCCAGCUCACGCCCACGUCUACAUCAUGUUCCAUCCCAUGUCGCCAUUCAUGGACAGUCUCACAGGGACUAUCGUGAUUUUUUGAAGGAGCAGGACCCGGACGUCAUCCGUAAAAUGAUCAAUACUUAUCCUGUGGCGCCUCUUUGCAGGAAACAGACGCCAGCGCAUUUGCGCCCGAUUCGUUUUGACAUGGAUGAUCCGCAUGAGAUGAAGCCUAUUGGCUACUUCGUUCGUGCGGCUAUGACUAAUGGUUGUCCCCUCGAUGCACGCGCGGAUGGCUCGUACCGCCGCAUCAUUAAUGCGGUUGAUCCCAACGGACAUCAUUCCGAAGAUCGGCACUGA